Messenger RNA from Bufo gargarizans (Asiatic toad), 1922 nucleotides. It is a transcript of the gene SGPL1, whose product is annotated as sphingosine-1-phosphate lyase 1. Gene Ontology annotation, molecular function: sphinganine-1-phosphate aldolase activity; pyridoxal phosphate binding. NCBI's taxonomy places the organism in Eukaryota, Metazoa, Chordata, Amphibia, Anura, Bufonidae. Gene Ontology annotation, biological process: sphingolipid catabolic process; carboxylic acid metabolic process. Bases 156 to 1850 code for a protein of 564 amino acids. The transcript has 14 exons. The record is from RefSeq and is a predicted model, not a curated record. Gene Ontology annotation, cellular component: endoplasmic reticulum.
AGGAGCUGGCAGAGCCGACAGGCAAUGAGUAGCAGAGCUUUAAAUCAGGGGAGGAGAGCAGGCCGCCGCCGGAGAUAGGAAGACCCAAUAUCAGCUGCUUCCCUCUUAUCUCCAGUCCCUAGACAGAGGUCAUCGUCCUAACUGACGUUCCCGACAUGGACUUCCAGAAAACCUUAAUGGAUUAUAAAGAAAUAGCUGUACAACAUGUGCUCGACAUUCGAAGCUUUAUCAAUGAUUCCUUCAAAGAACUUGAACCAUCCCAUCUUAUAACACUAACUGUUGCCUCAACACUGGUGACCAUAUGGACUUACAACUUCAUAUUUCAACGUGAAAGUAUAAAGUCCAGAUGUAAGAAGCAAUUUUUCCGGAUAAUCAGAAGAAUGCCAUUUAUAGGUUCAAAAAUCCAGACUGAACUCGAUAAAGCUUUGGAUUUCAUGGCUCAUGGAAUGCUAAAUGAGAAAUACGGAAUGAGCUUUGUAAAAACUCUCCCGCACACUGGACUUAAGCAAGAACAAGUUAUGGAGAAGUUAAAGGAAUACUCUGCUCUAAGUGAGGUGUCAUGGGAGCAAGGAAAAGUGUCUGGAACGGUUUAUAGCGGAGAUGAACGGCUUACCCAACUUCUUGUGAAGGUGUACGGAGAGUUUGCCUGGAGCAAUCCUUUACAUCCUGAUGUUUUUCCCGGUGUACGUAAAAUGGAAGCAGAAGUAAUAAGAAUGGCGUGUAACCUUUUUAACGGAGGUCCUGAGACAUGUGGAGCAGUGACAUCUGGAGGUACCGAAAGCAUCUUGAUGGCCUGCAAAGCGUAUAGAGACCUGGCAUAUGAAAGAGGAAUCAAGUACCCAGAAAUUGUUGCUCCAGUAAGCGCUCAUGCAGCGUUUGAUAAAGCGGCUCAUUAUUUUGGCAUGAAGAUUGUGCAUAUCCCCCUGGAUAAGAAAACCAUGAGAGUGGAUGUGAAGGCUAUGAGGAGAGCAAUCUCUAAAAACACAGCGAUGCUAGUUUGUUCUGCCCCGCAGUUUCCACACGGUGUUAUUGAUCCUAUAGAAGAAGUCGCUAAGCUGGCCCUAAAAUACAAAAUCCCUUUCCACGUGGAUGCCUGUUUGGGUGGAUUUCUCAUUGUAUUCAUGGAGAAAGCUGGUUUUCCUCUUCCGCCAUUUGACUUUAGGGUCAAAGGAGUGACCAGCAUCUCUGCAGAUACUCAUAAGUAUGGCUUCGCACCUAAAGGGUCUUCAGUGAUACUGUAUAGCCACAAGGACUAUAGGCACUAUCAGUACUUUGUCGCAUCAGACUGGCCAGGUGGACUGUAUGCUUCUCCGUCUAUAGCUGGCUCUCGACCUGGUGGGAUUGUAGCUGCUUGUUGGGCAACAAUGAUGCACAUGGGGGAAGAUGGAUAUGUUGAGGCCACCAAGAAUAUAAUUUCGACUGCACAAUUCAUUAUAAAAGAGUUGCAAAAAAUGAAAGAAAUCUUUAUUUUUGGGAAUCCUGAGGUUUCAGUGAUCGCAAUUGGUUCAAAAGUUUUUGAUAUAUACCGCCUGUCUACCUCUUUGACAGCAAAAGGCUGGAAUCUGAAUACACUUCAAUUUCCAUCAAGUAUUCAUAUAUGUCUCACAUUGCUGCACACAAAACCUGGAGUAGCGCAACUUUUUGUGAAGGAUGUCCGAGAUUCAUUGUCUGUGAUCAUGGAAGAUCCUGGAGCCAAAGCUACUGGAGUGGGUGCGAUAUAUGGGAUGGCGCAGACAAUUCCAGAUAGAUCCAUGGUUUCUGAAAUUUCAAAAGCGUUCCUGGACUGCUUGUAUAUCACAGAAUUGCCACCCAGUGUCAAACAUAUAAAUGGUUCACCUGGACACCAAUAGACAUUACUGUUUUUCUUUAGGCGGUACUAUUCCAAAUGGUUCCACAGGGCAGCAGAAUCUCACAGAGACUGC